CUCUUCUUCUUCCUCUCUUUCUCUCCUUCUUCUCCAAAUAUCCUCCCAUGGAAGCCCCUCCCCCUCACACCCCUUCUCCCUCACGUCACACACAGCACAUAUACACACACAUACGCGACGCAUACACACACAACUCGUCGAUCUCCCUCUCUUGUUCGCCAUGGUUGCGUCUUCAAGAUCUUGCCACUGCGUCCAUUGCUUUGCUUCUUCCUCCUCGUCACAUGCUGCCCGCCAUGGCUGUGUUUACAUCUCUUCAAAAUGAUCAAAAGAUCUCAUCAUUGCUGUCCGCCAUGGCUGCGUCUCCAAGCUCUUCAAACGAGCACGAGAUCCCGUCGUAUUGUUGCCCGUUGUUUCUUCUUCUUCGCUCGUCGCUACUGCUGUUUCUCCUUCUUCAUCCGGCGAGUUGCUCCAGCCAUGGCUGCUGCCACGCUGCCAUGGACAACCACCAAACGACACCUGAACAAGACGACCAUCUAGCUUCGGACUGCUGCUGCGUUCUUCACUGUCCAUUUGCUGCUGCCCGCGCUCCUUAUCCUCCAAGAUCACGUUGGAUUCUUCUUCUCCAAGAUCAUGUCAUUGUUGCUGUUGUGUUUCUUCAUUGUUCGCGCCGCUGCCAUGCUUCCUUCUCCGUCCUUUUCCAAACAAACAAACUACUUUCCGUUCGAGUUCGUCGUCGCUUCGAUCCGGUACACUACUCUGAAUCAUUUCAACAUAUGUAUUGAAGAUGAAAUGAAAUGGCCGGAAGAUUUAAGUUUUUUUUAAUUAUAGAAUAUUCGCAUUUUUAGUUAAAUAUUCAUUAUGUGUCUCAUGUUAUGUAAAUGGUAGAAGUAUUUAUUAUGUGAAAUAUUAAACUGCGGGACUAGUGGAUGGGUGUCAGUAUGAACACCAUAAGUAUUAGUUUCGGCUUUGUUAAUUUUUUAGCUUAAAAUCGCAUUCAAAUCGUUAGUAAAUA
Messenger RNA from Nicotiana tabacum (common tobacco), 952 nucleotides. The record is from RefSeq and is a predicted model, not a curated record. Lineage: Eukaryota; Viridiplantae; Streptophyta; Magnoliopsida; Solanales; Solanaceae.